AUGAAGCAGGGAGAUCUAUCCAUCACUACAUAUUUCACUAAAUUUAAGGGAAUUUGGGAAGAACUUGAUGAGUUCAAACAAAUUCCAUCCUGUGACUGUGGAGCAUCAUGCUCAUGCUCAUGUGGACUGAAGAUCAUCAGAGAAUAUAGAGACCAAGAACAUGCUGUUAGAAUUUUGAGAGGGUUAAAUGAUCAGUAUACAACAGUAAAAUCACAGAUUAUGUUGAUGGUGCCACUGUCCAGUGUGAAUUCCAUCUAUUCUUUACUUUUGCAACAAGAAAGACAAUUAAGCAACUCAGAUCAAAGUGAAGAAAGGAUGCUAGUUAAUGUUGUCAAUAUUGGAGGAACUGGUAAUGAAAACAACAGAGAAUUUGGUAUGACCUUGAAUGCAAAUUCUAGUAUCACAAAUCGAGGUGGCAGAGGUGGACGUGACCGAGGCCGAGGCAGAGUUAGUAGUGGAAGAGAAAUGAUGAGAAGUUGUUCUUAUUGCGGAAAGGCUGGACACACCAUAGAGACUUGCUACCAUAAGCAUGGAUUUCCUCCUCAUUUGCAAAAGAAAUUUGGAGUAGCAAAUGUGAACAAUAUGAUUGUUGCUGAAAAAAUAUGUGUAGAUGGCAACGUGACUGAUGUGCAUUCAACUCAAGAGGAGAAUAGUAAAAGCCUAGACAACUUGUUUUUCGAAGAUAAAAAACAAGCAUUGAUUUCUCUAUUCCAACAACAUAAAGGUGAUCCUGCUCAUAGUUCUCUUCAAACACAAGCCAUAAACACAAUGAUAGCUCCUUCAGCAGGUAUAUACCAUAUUUUAUCAGUUUCUCACAUUCCUUUGCACACACAUGACUGGAUAAUUGACACUGGUGCCACUGCACAUGUUACUUUUUCUCUUGAUACUUUUCACUCUCAUCACACAAUAGAUCCUAUGUUAAUCAAAUGUCCAAAUGGAACUGAGACCACAGCAACAAUUAGUGGAACUAUAAUUUUAACCCGUGAUUUUUACCUUACAAAUGUGUUAUAUGUGCCCUCUUUCAAUUUUAAUCUCAUAUCUGUGUCUGAAGCAACUGAUUUUUUACCUUGUCAAUUUUUAUUUAACAAUACACAUUGUGAGAUACAGGACAAUCUUUUCUUGAAGAUGAUUGGUCAUGCUAGACAAAAAGGUGGCUUGUAUAUCUUCAAUACAGAUGCAAUUUAUGUCAACUUAGGAGCAAAGAAUAGAGAACUAGUCAACACCAGCAAUUCAGUUAGUGUUGCUGCUGUCACAUAUACUAUAAAUCAUGAAACUUGA
This is a messenger RNA of Arachis ipaensis, 1278 nucleotides long. Lineage: Eukaryota; Viridiplantae; Streptophyta; Magnoliopsida; Fabales; Fabaceae. The record is from RefSeq and is a predicted model, not a curated record.